GGUAUGGAGUCUACAAGUAUUCCAACAAGUUUUUCACGUAUGAAGGCGAGUGGAAAGAAGGCAAGAAACAUGGGCAUGGGAAACUUCUCAUGAGCGAUGGUAGCUUCUACGAAGGAGAGUUCAUCAAUGGGGAGAUCGAAGGUCACGGCUACAGGAAGUGGGCCACUACACGAAACACCUACUCUGGUCAGUUCUACAAUGGGGAGCUGCAUGGCCAUGGGGUCAUGACCUAUGGCCCCGGCGGGUCGUAUGAAGGGGAGUGGCAACAUAAUAGGAGACAGGGUCAUGGUGUAUUGAAGCUUUCUGAUGGAACUCACUAUGAAGGUUCCUUUCAUAAUAACAUCCGACAUGGUGAAGGAUCACAAACAUACGUGAAUAACGAUCGCUAUAUUGGUGAUUGGAUAAUGGACAGAAGACAGGGAAGUGGAGAGUUACGCUGCCACGAUGGAACAAUAUAUGAUGGUCAAUGGAGGAAUGAUAUGUAUAACGGACAGGGCACCAUGAUACACUGCUCAGGGAUGGUAUAUGAAGGAAUGUGGAUCAACAACAAACCCGCACAAGAAGCAGCCGAGAUCGUAAUCCUGGGCGAGCAGGUGAUCGAGCUUCAGCAGGGCCAGCCGUUCACCAUCGAGGUGGAGAUCAGGACCGCUGAAGGGGAGGUCGUCGACUGCGAGCAGAACCGUCGACUACGGAUAUCCGCCGGGUUUAAGCAUUACCUCCCCAACCAAGGAAUGCCUCUCUUUGACCUGAUAGAAGAGAUGGAGGAAACUCCCAUCCCGACCCCGUAUGGUUACGAUAUUGUAGCGUACCCUCUCACAGACUAUGAGAACCUCAAGGAGAAGCUCUCAGAAUUUGUCUUGAAGCCUUCGACUGCUGCUACAGAUGCUUUGACUGUUGUAACGGACGCCAUGACGGCAGAUAACGUCAGCGUAACGCUGGAGGAGGAUGGGGAAGGAGAGGCAGAUCUAGGACCAGAGGUCGCACCAAGCGCUGAAGUACCACCUAGUACAGCUGCUGAAACAACAGUAGCCCCCAGUGAGAUGACAGGAGAAGAGAUCUCAGAGUCGCCCCUCCCACCUCCAGUAGAUAACAGGAUAGUGGAGAAAGGAAAGGCAGAAUUUUUAGAUGUAGUGCUGCCUCCUGCUCCGUUCGGCUAUCAACCAUUCUCCAUUCUUGACAUCACCCUUGAGGAAGAAGCACAGAAGAAGGCCAAGAACUCCAAAACGGCCGGUCUCGCAAACCAGCUGAGGGUAGGAGCCAAGCUGAACAAAAGCAUAGCUUCACCCACGCCUAGUGGCAAGCAAUCUUUAGUCUCUCCCUCGCCCAGCGCCCAGGGCCGCUCUGCCUCUCGCACGCCGAGCGGCAGGGUCCCCGCGGCUGCUUCUCCUUCGCCUAGCGUAUAUCGCGAGACACGAACACCCGGUAUAGAUGAAAUCAACAUGAAAUCAGAUCAAUUCACCGUGGACAAGCUCAAGGACUUCAAGCUGAGCAAAGCGAAGAGAGAGAAGUACUAUGGUGACCUCAGAUAUGCUAGACCAGGUGAGUACGUUAUCCUGAUCGAUGACAUCACAGAGCCUCCGUUCCUUGGUUUCCGUCUCCCCACUGCCUUCUGCCUGGCCAAGGUGGCCUUCCCCAAGAAAUCCAAGAAGGUGGCAAAGUCCAAGAAGGAUUCAAAGUCCAGCACCAAACUGGCUGCAGGUGGCGACUGAUUGACAGACGGACAGAAAUGGCCUUCCCCAAGAAAUCCAAGAAGGUGACAAAGUCCAAGAAAGAUUCAAAGUCCAGCACCAAACUGGCUGCAGGUGGCGAUUGAUUGAUUGACAGACGGACAGAGAUGACAUAUCCUCUGUUGAACAAAAGACACUCAUUGACAUGUGAUUGGAAGAAGUGCCUCUGAACCGAAGGGAUCCUGGUACCCGUUUCACAAAGCCUUUUUUCAAUGACAAAUGACAAAAAUCAGUGACAAAUUUGUUGAUAACCAAUCAGAAGCAAGGAUUUCAGUAGCUUAUAACAAAAGCUCUCAUUUGUCACUAAUGACAAGUUUUGUGAAACGCCCCGCUGAAGCAAAGAUACUUUCCAAAGAGAGAUGGACCACCUGCUAUGGAUAUUGUGAAGCGCUCAUGGAAAAUUUGCUGCAAAGGCACUUGAAGAAAUAUGGUAUGAAAGUGAAGACUUGCUUUGUCCAGAAAUAAAAGGCAGAGUUGUGACUUCUGUGGCCUGUAGAGGGCGCUUCAGUCAGCAGCAGAUCAUUAAUUUUAAGAAAAACUGU
This is a messenger RNA of Strongylocentrotus purpuratus (purple sea urchin), 2269 nucleotides long. It is a transcript of the gene morn1, whose product is annotated as MORN repeat-containing protein 1. Lineage: Eukaryota; Metazoa; Echinodermata; Echinoidea; Camarodonta; Strongylocentrotidae. The record is from RefSeq and is a predicted model, not a curated record.